Molecule: messenger RNA, 435 nt
Organism: Hyaloperonospora brassicae
Lineage: Eukaryota; Oomycota; Peronosporomycetes; Peronosporales; Peronosporaceae
Source: the annotation of a GenBank genome assembly
AUGUCUGCCCCCGUCAAAGGGGUCGUCCGUCUCCGCGUCUUGGCCGGCAAAGCGAGUCCGUCGCCUGCCAUUGGCCAAGCGCUGGGCCCUCUCGGUGUCAAUAUGAUGGAGUUCUGCAAAGCGUUCAACGAGCGGUCGGCCACUCUAACGGAGAACAUCCCCGUGCCAGUGGUGCUCACGGCGUUCACGGACCGCACGUUCACGUUCACGACCAAGACGCCGCCCACGUCGUGGUUCCUGAAGAAAGCUGCCGGGAUCUCGUCCGGGGCCGCGACGCCCGGCCAGCAGGUCGUGGGCUCGGUGCACCUCCGCCAGAUCUACGAGAUCGCCAAAGUCAAGCAGCAGGACGAGAUGGUCGACUACAUUGACCUGCCGUCCAUCUGCAAGACCAUCAUUGGCUCGGCCAAGUCCAUGGGCCUCGAUGUCGUGCCGUAG